Molecule: messenger RNA, 2523 nt
Organism: Daucus carota subsp. sativus
Lineage: Eukaryota; Viridiplantae; Streptophyta; Magnoliopsida; Apiales; Apiaceae
Exons: 12
Coding region: 79-2214 (711 amino acids)
Source: RefSeq, a predicted model, not a curated record
UGAAAUACAGGAGCGCGCCAAAAACAAAUCCACAUAUUCAGGGAUAGAGAGGGCGAGGGAGGGAAAGAGAGGCGAACAAUGGUGAUGCUGUGCUUCGUGCUGGAUCUCUGCAGUUUGUCACCUCCGUUACUAGGAGACAUCAAGCAGGCAUUAUUGCAAUUGGCGAAUUUCUACGCCAUCUCGUCUUCAAUUGGUGAAAGACCUCAUUCAAAGCCUCUUCCUAAUCGAUUCGGACUUUGUUAUAUCAUCAACAAUCGAAUUUCUAGCUCGAGGGAGCUGAAGGUUGCAUAUAUUCCCAGAGGAGAAUUCAGUCUCCGUGAUUUCCACCAUGCUGUCACUAAUCUGCCUUCUGAUGUCUUCUUGCCCACAUACAGCAGUUCCAAUGAUGUCUCUUGUGAUGAUUUGAAACUCUCAAGCAUUCUGAGUGAUAAAGCAUUAUACUCAUGGAAAGGUGACGACAAAGAUAUUACCAGAAAAGUCAUUCUGAUUGGCUCGAAUUUUGUACAAAAUUUAGACUCCGUUACUAAAGAGGCACUUAUGGAUGCAGCAGAUAAAUGUGUCUCAGUGGAGUUUGUUUUGCUUGAGCAAAAAUCAAGUCAUCUCAGUGAUCUACCUGAAACUAUCAACAAAUUUGAUAAGCAAAUCACUGAACUUGAGAACUGCUCAUUCCGAGCAUUUUUUCCAGAUGGAAAUGUGUUUCGCAUACUGGUUAAACAAUGGCUGCAAGACUUGAAGGAUGACAUGGAGGAACAACUACAAGCUCAAUUCAUGUUCAAGAGAGAUCUUGUAGGCUCUCUGAAGCAGAUAUAUUGCAACCUCUGCUCAUCCUACAGUCCCAUGAUUGAUGGAUUCACACCCUGUCAGACAUGCAGGUGUCAUGGCAUGCCAUUACUGGAUAUACAUGAACAUGGAAAGAAGAGGUCUUGCCCAAUCACAUGCAAUGAUCUUGAACUCUCGGAUAUAUUUGACAAUUCUGUAAAGGUUGGAGAACAAACAGUCCUGUUUAUGCCCUCUUUCUGGUGCUGUUUGAAGCUCCAGCAAGUUUCUUCACCUGUUGAUUUCAAGGUUAUUGAGAGAACUAAUUUAGGAUCUCUAAGUGAAGGUGUUAUUUUUGGGCCUUCCUAUGUUGUAACUCCAUCAAGUUGUCCAGAGUCUGAGGAUUUUGACAAGUCAGAGUUAAAUGCUCAAGUUUUCGGAGGACUUUGUAGUGUUCUGCAUUCUCUGGACCAGGGUCUGGUUUGCUCUUCAAAUUGUAAUAUAGAAACGCUGAAGCAGACUUCCUUCCAGUGCUAUUAUAUAUUGUUACCUUCAGACAAAGGACUAAUGCUUCUCAGGCGGCUGGCAGGAUCAGAGGAAAUCGUGCCUAUCCUUGAUGUCCAUCAGUUAAUUACUUCUUCAACGGCAAAAGAGAUUGAAACCUCUGUACGAACCUCUUUACUCAAGAUGGAAGCAAGAGAUUACAAUCCUGUCCUGCAUGAGAGGGGAUUCCAUCAAAAACUGAAUGUGCUUGUAAAGGAAAGUCUACAAUUCGGCUCAUUACCUCAAAAAUUGAAGGACAAGAGCCAUGAAUCCAUCUCUACCCGGCAAAGUUUUCCAGAAGAGAUUGUGUUACUAAAGCAAGCUGCCAAUUUUGUAACCAUAGGAGAGGAACUACCACAAUUAGAGUCAAAAUCCGAAAAAGAUGGAAAUCCUGAGCAUGUUGCUAUGGAGUGGGAACAGCUACUUGGGAAUGGAAGCCCAGAGAUAAAUUUUGUAAAAGAGACCAAACCACUAAAGCUAGCUUCUGACAUUGUACCUAUAGAAGAGGAAGUAACAGAGCAGGAUCCUAAACCUGGAGAAGACAGUACGACCGCACGCAUUGCAGAAGAGUGGGAACAGUUGAUUGUUAAUGAGGUCCCUAGGAGACAGUCUCCCACUUGCAUUGCGAAGCCUAAGUUUGACCAAGCUGUUUUUUCAUUACCAGAGAUUGGUAGUAGACAUCUGGAUGAAAAAACUUCAAGAAUACUAGAAAGGCUGGAGGUACCAAGACAAAUGAGGAAAAAACUAGCUUCACCUAAAAUUACAAGUGGUGUCAUUACAGAAGAAUGUGUGCUGAUAAAAAAACCUCUCAUUCCAUUUGGACCUGCUAAUGCUGCAGAUCAGGGCACGGUAGGAAGCCAGUCCAGCCAGCCAAUGAAACCCAAUUUCCAGAGGCUGAAAAGGAAACUAAGAUAAGAAAAGGAUGCUGUGAGUGUUUCCUGCAGACCAGAGUUACCACAGAGAAAUGGCACAUAAGGUUUUUGUUUCUUACUCUUUAUUUUCCUUUUGUGCCUCUUCUGCCACUUGUACAUUUUGUUUGCGCAUUUGUGCUUUUACUUGUAUCAGACCGUUUACAUGCUGUGGGUGCUACCUUCUUAGAAACUGGUCUUUCAAAUGGCAAGAACCUAGCACUCUGCCUGGAUUCUAAGCAUUUAGAAAUUUAAGGGACAUGUAUAUACCCAAUCAGGAUAAAGAAUCAACUUAAAUCUGCAGCCUUUUUACUCA